Messenger RNA from Sphaerulina musiva SO2202, 996 nucleotides. RefSeq lists its product as uncharacterized. The coding region runs from base 1 to 996 and encodes 331 amino acids. NCBI's taxonomy places the organism in Eukaryota, Fungi, Ascomycota, Dothideomycetes, Mycosphaerellales, Mycosphaerellaceae. The transcript is spliced from 3 exons. The record is from RefSeq and is a predicted model, not a curated record.
AUGCCGCGCAGAACAAAAGCUUGCCGACAGUGGCCAAGUGAGGGACUAUGGCCGCGGACUGCGCCUUUCGGACUCGACGUAACACGCGCGCGAUCUCGUAAUGCGCUGUCGACAUCCUCAUUUACCAGCACCACCUUCAGUUCGACCGUCAAGCAGGCCCUCCACCCUCAAGGCUCCUGCACCGACCUUGAGCUGCGGCAAUUUCUCAACAGGUCCUCCGCCCAUCGUCGACGCACAACGGCAGUGACGAAUGAAGUAGAAUACGACGCUCUUCACUUCUGCAUCUCACCCGUUCCGAUCAUCGCUCCGCAAGGAUACGAUAAAAUCAUUCUCCGAAACACGUUCCACCACGACCUGCUCUUUGCAGUGCAGAAGCAAAACCGGGCCGAAGCAGAACUGAGAAAUAAUGGGUUUGUGAUCAACUACGCUGUUGCCGACGCGCACCUUCUCGUCAUUCUCGAUUAUCUCCGCAAGGACUCGAAGACAAUUCAUGGUAGUGAAGGCCUCGGUGGGAGUUAUGAUGUCUAUCAUGAUUUGAAUGAUCGGGCGGGAAUCACAACACAAUACUAUCACGCGCCCUCGCAAGCUCUGCCACAGCCAGAUUCGGACACUACGGAGCAUUUGCUCCCGGAUUAUGAGCGUCUGCAAGAGAGAUAUCAGAGACCAUAUUUUGUGCGUCGCGUCGAGUGCUUAUCGGUCAUCAAGGCUUGGGAGAGCUUAACCAAAGACGAGUACAUGAUGUGGCACGUGCGCACGCUGCAAGACAACAAGCCAGUCUGGGUCACCGCAUUUUUCUAUGACAAGGUGGAGGCAGAUGGACAGUUAGGGUUCGACAUGGAGAUCCAUUACCAGGAGCUACCAUUGACUAGUGAUUCUCAUGGGGUGUGCGAAGGUUCAGCGAAAGGGCUGUGGAGAGAGGACGAGGGCGCGCAGAUGGUGACCGAAGGGCCAAUGAUGCCAUCUCAAGCAGGCCCGCACAUUGGUGGUGGGUUGUAG